Molecule: messenger RNA, 1091 nt
Organism: Suillus fuscotomentosus
Lineage: Eukaryota; Fungi; Basidiomycota; Agaricomycetes; Boletales; Suillaceae
Product: nucleophile aminohydrolase
Exons: 5
Coding region: 6-833 (275 amino acids)
Cellular component (GO): proteasome core complex
Molecular function (GO): threonine-type endopeptidase activity
Source: RefSeq, a predicted model, not a curated record
CCACAAUGUCACAACAAUCGGCCUUCAGUUCUCCUGGAUUCGACUUUUCUAACUCUGUUAGAAAUAAUUUCCUCCAGGAGAAGGGCAUGCCCCUUCCAAAGGCUACCAGCACCGGUACCACAAUCGUAGGCUGUCUCUUCAAAGAUGGCAUUAUCCUUGGUGCCGACACGCGUGCCACAGAAGGCGAAAUAAUUGCAGACAAGAACUGUGAAAAGAUCCACUACAUAACAGAAUCGAUCCGGUGCUGUGGUGCAGGUACUGCUGCAGACACCGAGUUUACUACCGCGUCGAUAUCAUCAAAUAUGGAGCUCCAUGCUCUGUCCACUGGGAGAAAGCCAAGAGUGGUCACUGUGAUGACUAUGUUGAAGCAAUACCUUUUCCAAUACCAGGGCCAUGUCGGAGCUGCUCUUGUCCUUGGAGGAGUUGAUUCGACUGGGCCACAUCUUUUCACCAUCCAUCCACAUGGGUCUACAGACAAGUUGCCUUACGUGACCAUGGGCUCCGGAAGCUUGGCAGCUAUGGCUGUUUUUGAAAGCAGCUGGAAGCCAAACAUGGAGCGCAACGAAGCUUUGGCCCUAGUGUCUGCCGCUGUGUCAGCUGGUAUUUUCAACGACCUUGGCUCAGGGUCCAACGUUGAUGCAUGUAUCAUUACUGCCACGCAAACGGAGAUGCUUCGCAAUUUUGUCAAGCCCAACGAGCGGGUAGAGAAGGAACGCCAUUACACAUUCAGAAGAGGGACCACGGCAUGGAAGAGCGAAAAUAUAAGAGAUUUGAUUGUUAACGAAGACAUCACACUUGUAGGCGCCACCGGUGAUGCAAUGGACACUAGCUAGACGAGAUCGGCAAAUGAUACUUGGAUUCCUUUGCACACUGAUACUGUCGGUGGUUUUCAUGUAAUUCUUCAAUAUUUCUGCUUAUCAACUCGAAGACAAGCGCAACGCGAAAAGGUGAAUGUUUGCGUUGCUCUCAGACUUUGUUCGCGAGUGCACGAUGAUUUGACAUAUAGCAUUGUAUUAAUAACAAUCUUGAGUCUGUCAGUUCUUCUAUAGACGGGUAGUUCUCCAUACUGUAGUUUCCUCUGAUGGGCCGAG